This is a messenger RNA of Leucoraja erinaceus (little skate), 1454 nucleotides long. It is a transcript of the gene igsf8, whose product is annotated as immunoglobulin superfamily, member 8. The record is from RefSeq and is a predicted model, not a curated record. Lineage: Eukaryota; Metazoa; Chordata; Chondrichthyes; Rajiformes; Rajidae.
GGGUUAGUGUGGGCGUGCGGGGAUGCGCUGCUCGGCCGUAGGCAGCAACCACUGAUCCACCGGGCUGCAGCGGGAGCGGCUCUAUCAUGUCGGGGCCGGUCGCUGCGCUGCUGGUGAUGAGCGCCGGAGCCGCGUUGGCGUGGGUGCCGGGAGUGCGCCUGCCUCGGGGCCCUCUCUUCAGGGUGGAGGGAAGCCAGCUAUCGGUGUUCUGCAACGUGUCGGCCCUGGAUGAGGCCAGUGGGCUGGACUUCGAGUGGACUUUAAUCCGACGCUCGGAGCCUCCGGUAAGGCUCAGGCUGGUGAGUACGCGGGAUCCGGCCUUCGCCCACGCCAGCAUCCGACACAGGGUGCUCUCCACCGAGGUCGCCGUCAGACGCCCUGCACCCGGCUCCGUCCAGCUUCUCAUUGGGAAGGUCCGCAAAUCCGAUGAGGGCGACCUGGAGUGCAGUGUCCCGGCAGCAGAGGGGAGAUAUCGGGCCGAGUACACGGCCCUCGUACAGCUGAAAGUGGUGCCAGACACACUGCAGCUGACGGGCCCCGAUGCAGUGGAGCCACUCACGCUGCACCAGGGGCAGUCACUGGCGCUGCACUGUGCCGUGGCCUCAUCCUCACCACUGCACCUCCAUGUGGCAGUGAGUUUCGUCCUGCAGGAGGCGGCAGCGGGCCGGAGGCAGCCUGUGGUGGGGCUGGACCGUGAUCUUGCCCUGGACGUGGACACGGGGGGCCCCUUCUGGCUGCGCUUCACACGCGGAGAGGUGGGGCUGCAGAAAUUUGGUGCCAACUCCUACCACCUGUAUGUGCAGCACGUGGAGAUGCAGGACGCGGGGCGCUAUGAGUGUGUGGCCGCACAGUGGCUCCAGGACCCCGACGGAAGCUGGCAGAAGAUUCUGGAGAAAUCCGUCCCACUGGUCGAGCUGAGUGUCCAGCCCAAUGAGCUGGCGGUGCGGGCUGAGGUCUCUGUGGCCCCGGCCAUGUUCUACCGUGGGGACACGGUGGCCCUGCUGUGUAACGGCAGCCUGGGGGCCCCGCUGGAGGAGGGGCAGCUGUCGGUGGGCUGGUGGGGCCCCCCCGGGCAGCGGCUGCUGGCCAGUGUGGACCGGCGUGGGGUGCGAGCAGCCGGGGACGAGCGGACCGCGGUCGGGACGGAGCUGAGUGUGGACAGACCCGGCCAGUUGUGCUUCCGUCUGCGGCUGCACGGCGCCCGCCGACAGGACCAGGGGCUGUACCGCUGCCAGCUAGCGCUGUGGGCACGAAGCCAGGACGGACACUGGUACCAGGCAGCCGAUGCCAGCUCCUCUCCCACCACACUCUUCCUCUACCUUACCGUGUCUGACACACUCACGCUGCCAGCCGUGGUGGGCGUGGUGACCUCUCUGUCGGUCUCCAUCGCCAUUGUCGCCGGCGUGACCUGCUGCUUCCUGCGGCGCCUCAGCAAGCGGCGGAACGCACAGUGA